Molecule: messenger RNA, 3261 nt
Organism: Zingiber officinale
Lineage: Eukaryota; Viridiplantae; Streptophyta; Magnoliopsida; Zingiberales; Zingiberaceae
Product: KIN14B-interacting protein At4g14310-like
Exons: 3
Coding region: 100-3099 (999 amino acids)
Molecular function (GO): protein binding
Source: RefSeq, a predicted model, not a curated record
CAGCUUUAAAAUUCAAAUCACUCUUUCCUCUUUGUAGAGAGAGAGAGAGAGAGAGAAAGGGGGGAUCUCCAGAUCUGGCCGGUGAUCGCCGGGAUCCAGAUGUCGACGCGGCUCAAGGAGAGAGGAGGCGGGGGGAACAAGAUCAUGGCGUGCAAGCCGAACAACAAGGGACCACUCAACUCUACCCUUAACGAUAAGCGACCUGUCUCCGCUCCCCGGAGGAGCACCGUCGCCGUCGGCAAGGAGAACCCCAGGGACGUCUCAGUAGGGAGGGCCUCUUCAUCCCGUCGCAAGGUCGAGGAGAAGCCAGCACCACCAUUCGCUGCCGUACGCUUCUCCACGUCGUCUUUGCCGAGAGGUAAGUCCUGCAAACCCUCCGAUCUGGUGUCUGACAUCCGCGGAGAUCGCCGACCACCUAGGGUUUCCACGUCCGACCAACUGGGAAGAGCGCCGGGGCGGGAUCUGGAAGCAGAGGCUGGAGGGCGGAAGAGUUUCGGCGUUUCGGGUGCGUUGCUGCCGGGGAAGGGGCUUUACGACCAGGCUUUGAUGAGAAAUGCUGAGAGAUUAGCGACUGCGACUGGCGGCGUCUCGUACCUUCGUAACCCUAAGCCUAAAGGAGAUACAAAGUCCUUGGAUUUGAUCGCAGAGAAACUAGGUCGCAAGAGUGAUGGCGAUUUGAAUGCAAAAGGAUCCUCGAACUCCUCGAAGCAGAAAAAUGAACCUCCUUUUCUGGAGAAGAAGGUAACAAAUUUGAAGGAAAAUGCAUCUCUGCAAAAUAGUAAGAAUAAGACCUUUCUGGUCUCAAGUUCAAAGGCUAUCGAUGGAGAAACCCCAAGAUUUUUUCCCAGUGGCCUGAAGGACACAAGUUAUGCAGUAUCUAAUCCGAAACCUCAGGGUCAAACUGAUGAAAUUGUUGCUCAUGCUACAACAUCAAAUACGAAGAAGGAAGACUGUUUGGAAGUACAAUUGGAGCCGUCAAAAGAUGUAGGAUAUGAUGUUAAGAUCAAGGAUAUUCCCUGUGAGGAGGAGCGUGUUGAUUCAGUUCCGAAAGUUGAGGUUGCGCAUGGACGAUCUGCAAAUAUUAGGGUUUUUGAGAAGUCGAAUGAUGAUGUCAAAGGUGCUCGAGUUGUGUCCAAAUACCCUAGUAAGUUGCAUGAGAAGUUGGCGAUGUUGGAAGGAAAAGUUCAAAAAAUUGCAUCUGAAAUCAAGCGGACGAAGGAGAUAUUGGAUGGCAACAACCCCGAUGAUUCAAAGCUGAUUCUUUCUGAUAUCCAGAGCCAAAUAUGUGGAAUCGAGAAAGCUGUUGCCCAUGCAGUUCGUGGUACUACUACAUCUCAACAGGAUUCCUCUAAAGUCAUCAAAGCAAACUGUGAGGAUCAAAACAACUGCGUACCUGAUCACACAGAUCAAACAAUCAUUCCGAGCUAUACAGUUAGAGAAUUGAAAAAUGACGUGAUAGAAGCAAGGUUCUUCCCGCAUCAUAAGUUUUUAAAGGACAGGAACUCAUCUGGCAUUUUGGGAGGUCAUGGUUCAGAUCGCAGUGAUUCAGAUCUCGAAGAUGGUUCAUCGUGUUCUGUUGGCGAAAAUCCAAUUGCAAUGAAGUUCUUGGCUUCUCUAGAUUUGGAGCAAGGUGAACCUAGCAAACAUGUGAAUUUGGCAUCUGAGCACAUGACUGUACAAGCGAGAAUCAUCUCUGCAGCAGAAUAUGCCUCAAAGAAGAUGGUCAGCGACUAUUCCAUGGGGGGAAUUGAACUCGUGGCAGAUGAAAAUUUUGAAAAAAUUGACAACCUGGAGAAAAAAUCUGCAUUGAUGUUGCAUGAACAACCUAAGGGACCUUACAAAGAUCAGUUGUGUGAGAUUGGACAGAAGCCCUCGACUGGCGGAUGGUUUGUUUCUGAAGGAGAAGCUGUUCUUCUUUCCCAUCACGAUGGAUCCUGCUCGUAUUAUGACAUGACUAACUAUGAGUUCAAGGCUGAAUACAAUCCACCAUCAGCCAUGUCGAAUAAUUUGUGGGGUGAUUGUUGGUUAAUCCGAGCACCAGGUACAGACGGAUGUUCCGGGAAAUAUGUCGUUGCGGCAUCAGCUGGGAAUGCUUCGGAAUCUGGAUUUUGUUCAUGGGAUUAUUAUACAAGAGAAGUAAAAGCAUUUUGCAUAGGAGAUUCAACAGAUAACUCCCCAUCGCCAUGGCCAUCUAGGAUACCUCUCGGUUCGCUAAGUAAUGCCAGUCUGAGAACAUCACAGCAACAAUGGUGGUACAAGCCUUGUGGCCCGCUCCUAAUCUCCACUGCCACCAGACAGAAAUCUGUCAAUGCUUACGAUAUCCGCGACGGAGAGCUAGUGAUGAAGUGGGAGACUAGCAGCCCUGUGAUUGGGAUGGACUACUCGAGCCCUCUGCAAUGGCGAAGUAGAGGAAAGGUGAUCGUAGCAGGAACUGAAGCCAUCAGCCUUUGGGAUGUCAACUCUCUAAACCCACAGCCGCUAUUGUCUGUUGCCUUUUCCGGAAAGAGGAUCUAUUCACUUCAUGUAAACAACACUGAUGCUGAACAUAGCGGCGGCAUUCAACAAAGGGUGAGUUCAUCGGAGGUGGAGGGCAACGAUGGUGUCUUCUGCACUCAAGAAAGCAUCAAUGUGCUCGAUUUUCGGGUUCCGUCCGGUAUCGGGAUCAAAGUGUCUAAGCACGGAGGCACAGGCCAUUCGAUCUUCUCUCGCGGAGACUACAUAUUCGUCGGGAGCACCGAGGGAAGAUUGCCCAUCAAAGCCUGUCCGCGAUCCCGCAUACAGCAUUACUCAUUGCGCAAAGGAAAGCUCGUUGCGUCGUACCAACUGCCGGAAUUCAAUUCCCACGCUCACCACUCCUCGCUGACUCAAGUUUGGGGAAAUGGCAACACCGUGAUGGGCAUCUGCGGGCUGGGGCUCUUCGUCUUCGAUGCCUUUCGUGAUGAAAAUUCUCAGACCUUUUGCUUCGACCGAGGGAAUACGAUAGAUGUGAAGGAAACAAUCGGCCCCGACGAUUUGUACUGCCCUACUUUCGACUAUUCUGGAUCGAGAGUUCUGGUGAUAUCGAGAGAUCGCCCUGCUUCCUGGAGGUAUGUGUUAUGAUCAGGUAUGGACUAAGCUAUAAGUUUGUAGUGUAAGAAUGCCUUGGUAUUGCUUUUGUUUUACGUUUGGUGGUUCUGCGAAUAUCUUAUUUUGAAUGCCUUCUAUAUGCAAGUGAAAUUUUAACAGUAGAUUCAUGGAUGCCCAGUUUCUUAGUGAUUUUGA